AUGGCAGACCAAUUGAAAGACCCUUUACCGACCGCCAUCGAGGACUUUGGCAACGACGAGCGCAUAUCCUUCUCCAAGCUUGACAACAAGUACCUGGCUGUCCUCGACGACGGCACCGAGCUCGAGUUCAGUCCGACAACCUCUACCUGGGUCGAGGCAGUAGAUACAGCCCUGGAACCCCUCGACAACGAAGAUGAGACCGCAGCGCAGCUAGCAGACCUGUCCAGAGCCGGCGCAGGCCCGGGCUACAUCAGCGGCGCCGAACCACAACAGACCAAUCCUAGGAAACGCAAAGAGUCGCCCACUUCAGCAGAAGCCGGAGGCAUGGACACCAUACAAGGCGGAGGCAGCGACAACAACAGCAACGGCAAUGGCAACGGGAGGGCCCGCCCCGCGAAGAAGGCUAAGCCGGCGCGCGCACCGCCGCAGCCGCGCCAGAACACGGCCGUCUACGUUACUGGGCUGCCGGCGGAUGCGACAGUUGAUGAGGUGCAUGAGCUGUUUUCGCGCAAGGCGGGCGUGGUCGCGGAAGAGAUUGACAGCGGCCGGCCACGCAUCAAGAUGUACACGGACGACAAGGGCAAUUUCAAGGGCGACGCACUCGUCGUCUUCUUCAAGCCGCAAAGUGUUGAGAUGGCAAUCAUGCUGCUAGAUGACACGGAUUUUCGCUUCGCACCUGGCACGGGCGAAACACCGAAGAUGCGGGUGCAGGCCGCGGACUCGAGCUACAAGAAGGUCAAAUACAAUGAGGACGGGGCGGGUACAGCUAGUGGAAAAGGAGGCAACGGCGGUGAUGACGGGGAGGGGGCGUCAGCCCAGCCGAAGAGGGAACGAAACGAUAAAGACCGGCAGAAGAUCAUUCGUAAGACACAGAAGAUGGCGGCGAAGCUCGCUGACUGGAGCGAUGACGACACGGCGGCGAUACCCCCGGAGACCAACUCGAAAUGGGACAAGACGGUGAUACUCAAGCACAUGUUUACGCUGGCAGAGCUGGAGGAGGACCCGGCAGCGCUGCUGGAGAUCAAGGAGGACAUCCGCGAGGAGUGCGCCAAGCUGGGCAACGUCACCAACGUAGUGCUGUACGACGAGGAGCCGGAUGGCGUGGUGUCCGUGAAAUUCUCGCAGUCGCAGUCCGCGCAGGCGUGCAUCCAGCUCAUGAACGGGCGCAGCUUUGAUGGACGGUUCGUAGAGGCGUCCAUAGCGACGGGGCGGGAGAGAUUCAAGAAGUCGAAGCAGGGGCAGGCGAGCGACAGCGAAUGA
This is a messenger RNA of Colletotrichum graminicola M1.001, 1260 nucleotides long. Its product is annotated as splicing factor u2af-associated protein 2. Lineage: Eukaryota; Fungi; Ascomycota; Sordariomycetes; Glomerellales; Glomerellaceae. Gene Ontology annotation, molecular function: RNA binding. Gene Ontology annotation, cellular component: U2-type spliceosomal complex; U2 snRNP. The record is from RefSeq and is a predicted model, not a curated record. The transcript has a single exon. Gene Ontology annotation, biological process: mRNA splicing, via spliceosome. The coding region runs from base 1 to 1260 and encodes 419 amino acids.